AUGGCUUUUACCGCGAAAGAUACCGUGAAGCUGUCACCUGUAUCGAGGGAAGCCACUAUUCGCCGUAGCUUGUCGCCAUGGGUGCAUCUUGCUGCCGGCGCGAGCGGCGGACUCGUCAAUGCCAUCGUCACAUCUCCUCUCGAUGUCCUGAGGACCCGAAUGCAGUCUGACCUUUUCAACAUGACCUCUACAAGCGAAGCCGUCCGCACUUCCCGCCUGGGGUUUCUCCGCCGUACACUUGCUGCCUUGAGCACAAUGCACAGAACCGAGGGCUUCGGCGGCUUAUUUCGCGGCCUCGUCCCCAGUUUGGUCGGCGUGGUGCCCGCCCAGGCCGUCAAAUUCUACGUCUACGGAAACUGCAAGCGUCUCGGCGCGCAGGGUCUGGGCCGCAGCGAGAGCGAUGCCCUGGUGCAUGCGCAGGCAGCCGUCGCUGCGGGCCUCGCGACGGCGACGGUGACGAACCCGAUAUGGCUGGUCAAGACGAGGCUGCAGUUGGACAAGGACCAAUCGCGCGGCGGCGCUCUCUCGAAACAGUACAGCGGCAGCAUUGACUGCGUGCGAAAGAUAUGGAAGCAUGAAGGCCUGCGCGGGUUUUACCGAGGACUCAGCGCGAGCUACCUGGGCACUCUCGAGACGGUCGUACAUCUUGUUUUGUAUGAACAGCUGAAGACGCUAUCUGAAAAACAGAGCAAUGAGGCUUCGCCAUCUUCAACCGGCCGUACUGAACUUGGGAAUUGGGUGAGUACGGCUGGGGCCGCGGGCUGCGCCAAGGUAGCAGCAGUUCUCCUCACAUAUCCCCACGAGCUCUCUCCCGAUUCGUUUCAAGACAGUAGCGUAUUUCGUCAAUCGCCAGUAGGGAAGUCCAGAGCCAUCAUCAAUUGGACCGUGCGCGACCGCCCAGGCAAGGCGUAA
Molecule: messenger RNA, 912 nt
Organism: Cordyceps militaris CM01
Lineage: Eukaryota; Fungi; Ascomycota; Sordariomycetes; Hypocreales; Cordycipitaceae
Product: Mitochondrial substrate carrier
Exons: 4
Coding region: 1-912 (303 amino acids)
Biological process (GO): pyrimidine nucleotide import into mitochondrion
Cellular component (GO): mitochondrion
Molecular function (GO): pyrimidine nucleotide transmembrane transporter activity
Source: RefSeq, a predicted model, not a curated record